This is a messenger RNA of Sitodiplosis mosellana (orange wheat blossom midge), 1182 nucleotides long. RefSeq names its product cAMP-dependent protein kinase catalytic subunit alpha-like. The transcript is spliced from 3 exons. The coding region runs from base 98 to 1120 and encodes 340 amino acids. Gene Ontology annotation, biological process: peptidyl-serine phosphorylation. Lineage: Eukaryota; Metazoa; Arthropoda; Insecta; Diptera; Cecidomyiidae. Gene Ontology annotation, cellular component: cAMP-dependent protein kinase complex; nucleus. The record is from RefSeq and is a predicted model, not a curated record. Gene Ontology annotation, molecular function: ATP binding; cAMP-dependent protein kinase activity.
GUAGACAGAGGAAACGAAAAAUUGUGUGACAUGAAUUUUUCGAUUCUGAAAUCGUUUUGAAAAUGAUAAAAGAUUUAACAAAGUGUCAAAUUUCAAGAUGUCAUGCUCACGACAGUCGGCCGAUCAAAAGAUGUUUUUGGAACGUUUUAAUCAAAAUAAACCAUCGUCAUUGCCCGAUUUUCACAUGUACCAGAAACAACGAAUCAUCGGCAGGGGAGCAUUCAGUUCAGUGUAUUUGUACAAACAUAAAAAGACGGGAAAGUUUUUCGCUUGUAAACGCCUUGACAAAGAGCAUCUUGUGAAACAAAAUAUGGUUGAUCAAAUAUUGACCGAAAAAAAGAUUCUACAGGCGGCGGAUUGUUCGUUUGUUACACAAUUGCUAUUUUCCUGGAAAGAUAACGAUUUCAUUUAUUUCUUCAUGCCAUUCGUUGGUGGCGGUGAUAUGCUCACAUUUUUGAUAAGUCAACGAAAAUUCACGGAAACCGUAUGUCGCUUCUAUUCGUCGCAAUUGUUAAUCGCAAUCGAGUAUUUGCACGCCAUGACUGUGGUUCAUCGCGAUAUCAAACCGGAAAAUGUUUUGAUCGAUGCCAAUGGCUAUAUAAAAUUGGCUGAUUUCGGAAUGGCACGCUGUGCUACGGAACCGCUGUGGACAUUUUGUGGGACGAUGGAGUAUAUGUCGCCUGAAAUGAUACAAAGCAAAGGUUAUGGCAUGUCGACGGACUGGUGGGCAUUCGGAGUUUUUAUCUACGAAAUGGCCUUCGGUCGAACCCCGUUUUAUCCGUAUCGCAUGGAUCAAACACUUCUGUUUGGCAAAGUGCUUCGGGCUCAAUUCGAUUUACCGAAGUCGUUUAGUACGGAUUUAAAAAAUUUACUCGGACGAUUGUUGAUUGUUGACAUUACACGACGCUAUGGAUGCUCCGACCAAAAUUUAAAAGAUAUCAAGGCCCAUAAAUGGUUUAGCCAAAUAAAAUGGAAUGAGAUCGAAAGACAAAGUGUAAAGGCACCUCUAAAACCACUCGUUAAAGAGGCUGGAGACACAUCAAACUUCAGCUUUUACACCGAAGAAAGUAUGCGGAAUUCAGGAGUGUGUCAUUAUGAGAAGGAGUUUUCCGAAUAUUGACUGCAAUGGAUUUUAAUUUAAAAAAAAAAAACAUAAAACAGUUUUUGACCGAUUUGCGCCGC